AUGUCCCAGAAGAAGACAAAGGGGAGACCAUGGCGCUCCUGGUUUCCCCUGUUAGUCUUUGCCAUUGUAUCUAUUGGAAUGUACUUGAAAAAUUGGAAGCAACUUGAUUUGGUGACACAGAGUGUGGCGGAGUUCACCGUGAGCAAUCAGCAAGGAGAAGAAGAAAAAGUAAUGGGAGGCAAUCAGAAUCGCACGAGUGCAGAGCAUGGCAAGGAACUUUUGGUUCCACAACAUGUCGACGGUGGUGCCUUUGUCCAUUUGGGUAAGACUGGCGGAAGCACUUUGUCUCAGUUCCUAAGGAACGCAUGUCAUUCGUUUCUUCCAAAACCAUGUGGAGUCAUCCCCAAUGAAACUCUCAUCAGCAGGUUAAUCACCGAUUACUAUCAUGUGCCUGAUUUUUUCCGUUUAUCUCGCAAGAUCCAUUCGUUCUAUCUAGUAUCGCUUCGAGAUCCCUUUGAACGCACAGUUUCUGGCUUUGUGUAUGGUCAUCCAUCCAAUGCUCCCCUGUUGGGUAUCGGAAUGAUGGACAGUUGGAAACGAAGACGAAAGGGAUACUUUCCGCCAACCUGUUUUGAAACUCUGGAAGAAUGGGUGCAAAACUUGAACACGGACGACAAGUUUGACGAGUUUGACUAUCCCUACUUGCCGGUUCACAUGGUGCAAACCAAUUGCACCAACUUUGCACGGGCCAUGCUGGGAGCGAGAAUCAAGAGAAUGACACACCUCUUUUUCAACUAUCAAAAGAUACAAUCCAUGAUGCCACAUAAUGCUACUACUACUACGGCAGACACGACAAGCGCAAACCACACCACCACAACAACAGCAGCAACAUCGCCAUGGGAUCAUCUGACGGUGUACGUGACACGAAACGAACACUUGUUGGAUGACUUUGCAAGCAUCAAUCAACUCUUGUUGGGAGAUGAAAAUUCCACGACGUUCGACCCAUCGGUUCUAAGGGCAGAACAGCACGUUCGCAAUGUGUCCAAUCUCACAUUGCCCGUGACGCGCGAGUUGAGCGACAAGGGGCGUCGACGACUUUGCCGGGCGCUCCAACCAGAGUACCGACUGUACAUAACCCUGUUGCGGCACGCCAAGAAUCUGAGAAACGAAGACGUACAAGAGGCACUGGCGUAUUCGCAAAGCAAGUGUCCCGACUUGAAUUGGAAUUUGUUGUCACUUCAAUGA
Messenger RNA from Seminavis robusta, 1185 nucleotides. Lineage: Eukaryota; Bacillariophyta; Bacillariophyceae; Naviculales; Naviculaceae. The record is from the annotation of a GenBank genome assembly.